Centruroides sculpturatus (bark scorpion) is the source of this 4119-nucleotide messenger RNA. Its product is annotated as zinc finger protein 585B-like. Gene Ontology annotation, molecular function: DNA-binding transcription factor activity, RNA polymerase II-specific; RNA polymerase II cis-regulatory region sequence-specific DNA binding. The record is from RefSeq and is a predicted model, not a curated record. The coding region runs from base 2372 to 3757 and encodes 461 amino acids. Lineage: Eukaryota; Metazoa; Arthropoda; Arachnida; Scorpiones; Buthidae. Gene Ontology annotation, biological process: regulation of transcription by RNA polymerase II. The transcript has 10 exons.
UCCCAGCAUGAAGUUAUAAAAGCCGCUUCUCCCUCCCCCUCAAGGGAGUCGCUAGUCGUUCGUCAGAGGAGACACAGCGACGAAGCCGGAUAUUGUUUUUCUCCACCGCCGGACUUUACUUUACUACACCAACCGUAGAAUUUUGUGCUACACCGCAGAACCACUUUUGGGACGAUAUUACAGAGGAAUAUCCCACUGAUAUUUUCCAACAGGUAUAGGAAACUGCAUUUCUUUUAAAUAAGUUUAAGCCUUCAAGCCUGUAGGAAAUCUAAUGUUGAUUGAUGAAAGGCAGUGUGAGCUCGAAACGUGUAGUAAUACUCGUAUCAACUGAAUAAAGAUGAGAAAACUCCAAGCGUUUAAAUAGUAGCACAAAUUUUGUGUUUCAGCGCCCAAAAAAAGAAGUUUAAUUUUACGUUAAAAAUAUCGGCAAAAAUGGAAAUUUUUUACAACUGGAAUUACAGACGGCACCACUGGGAUUAUUCAAAUUUGAAAAAUGUUCCGUUACAUCCCAAUCGUUAAAAGAGCGACAAGAAAGAAGACGAGAUAUAUUUUGUGUUAUUAAUUUAUUUUUGGAGUGGGCAAUUGUUCCGAGGAAAAAUAGAAGAAAAGUUCUCAGCCAUUCAAAGAUUAUUUUAAUGACUUCCGCAUAUUUCAGUAUAAAGUUAUUAACCUGCAAUAUGAAAAGAAUUGAAGACCUAUAAAUACCAACUGUCGUCCGUCAAUUCUUUCUUAUUAUCCAGAACGGAGUUAGAUGAAAGACGAGACCAGAUAUGGAAUCUAUAGAGGCAGGAGGAUGCCUCUAAGGAUUACCUGUACAUAAAAUUCCGCUGCAAAGCGGAAGUCACGCUAUUUCGAUUGAAAAGUUUUCUUCCGAAAGCAGUUAUAGAUGAUCUGCACGACUCUAUUGUUAAAAGAAAAGAAUCACGUACGGGGGCAAGACUCUGCUAAUUGCAGAUUAGACUCAUCAGGAAAGAAGUUAAAAUGUUUCAGAAAGAAUCGUGUGUAUUUGUAUUUCUGCCGUCGUCUUCGCUUUCGUCAGAAAUGAAAAGAGAACAGGAAACGACAAUAAUUAGCUUUAACACCCAACAUUUCGCUCGUUACUACUGACGUCGAGGAUAGGUUUAUUUUACACUCUGUUGAUACCUCUCAAUUUUUUUGCGUACGUGAAGACAGAGUGAUGAUUCUGUUGUUCUUUUUUCGGUACGACAAAGUGAAAGGAAUCGUAUGAAUUCUCAUGCAGAAAUAGUGCUGAUCUGAAGGAAAUCUCGUUGACGAUUACAUUAGAAAGAAAAAAAAAGGAAGAAGAUUUCCUAAGAAGAUGAAGACGAUUUCUCAGGUAACAUUUCUUGAUAUAUCGAAUGGCCCUAGAGUUUGGUUUGUGGAAUGUGCUAACAAGUAUUGGAAGUGCUUUACGUUUUUCUGUUGAAUGAAGUUUCUAGACUUAUUGUAAACAAACGUAAGUAUAUCUUUCAUUUUUUCUUACGCAUUGUUAAAACCACAAUAAUUAGAAAAAGGUUAGAAAUAGUUGUUUUUAAAAUUUCAAAUUCUUCAAUCAAAGCUGUGAAAUAUGAAAAUAAAAGGAAAGAAUCUUCGUAAAAUACAGUAUUAUCUGAUCUACUUCUUUCUAAACAUAGCUGAUAAAUCUAUUUUAAAUAUCCUAUUAAUAAUUAAUUAAUGCAUUUUACAUGUAUACGUAUUCCUAUUUUAAAAAGAAUUAACUUAAAAUGGUUUGUUUUUCAGAUCUUGAACCCAGCUUUAAUUUUGCGGCGUUACGUGUCUAUGAAAGAAUUUCUAAAAUUAUUUAAUUUGUUUUAUAAAAUAAUGUAUGACAUCAUUAUCGUAUCUGAUUUCAUUCAAAAGUUUAUUUUCAGAUUCACUAUCAACUAAUAAAGAGAAGAGAACAAAUGGAGAAUUGUCUCCAGGAAAAAGGAUGAGUCCAGGAAUGCGUUUAACUUCUGUUUACAAAAGACUAAAUUGAAGACAGUGAUAAGAAAUUAUACAAGAAUAUGAAAAAAAGGAAAAACAUGUAUCAAGCAAUUGAAGAGAAAAUGAAAUGAAGAUAUUUUAAAUAAUUUUCAAAUAUGUUAUAUUUUAAAAUACACUUUAUAUAAAUUGUUUUGAGAUAAAUGUAUAAAUUACAUUGAUUUGUGAUAGUAUGUUUAUACUGCUUGGAGAUAUUCGCAAAUACUGGUGUAAGCAGUUUGUAUGAUGUAUUGUUUGAUGUUGUGUGGUCCAGUUAGUUUAAAGAAACUUGUUAGAAAAAAGAAUUUUCCUUUUAUCUGCACACACACUUUAACAAUCUUUUAAAAUCAGCAAUUAAAUUUAGAUAUUUACAUAUUCGACUAGCGAUAAAUUGAAAGUUUUGGUUUUAAUGCUCUUAUCAUAUUUUAUAGGUUUAAACUAUCAGAAGUCAAGAAAUGGGAAGUAUCAAUGUGGCAGUUGCGAGAAAGAAUUCCUUUCGAAGAAAGGAUUAAAAUAUCAUCGAAGGAUUCACACUGGAGAGAAACUCUUUGUCUGUAAUCAUUGCAAACAACGUUUUACACAAAAAGGAAAUCUGACUGUACAUCUCCGAACUCACACGGGAGAGAAGCCAUUCUCUUGCGACUUUUGCAAUCGAAGUUUUUCGCAAAAACAUCAUCUGACAGAACAUUUUCGUCUUCACAGCGGAGAGAAACCAUUCUCGUGCAAUCAUUGCUCACAAAAAUUUCAUUUAAAAUUUGCUUUGAAGUAUCAUAUUAUUAAACAUCAUAAUAUUAAAGAAAGUGACGAUUCUAUUGUACUUUCUUCCCUACGACGAAGUGAACGGAAGUUCGUGGAAUUCUCGUGCAGAAAUGGGUCAGUUCUUUUUAUCAUUCCUUUGAUCGUCGUCACUUAUUUCUACAUUCAAGAAAGUAAAGUAAUCUUUUAUAGUGCUGAUCUGAAGAAAAUCUCGUUGACGAUUACGUUAGAAAAAAAAAUUUCCCAAGUAGCUGAAGACGAUUUCUCAGGUUUAAACAAUCAGAAGUCAAGAAAUGGGAAGUAUCGAUGUGGCAGUUGCGAGAAAGAAUUCGUUUCGGAAAAGGGGUUAAAAUGUCAUCGAAGAAUUCAUACUGGAGAAGGGCUCUUGUCUUGCAAAUACUGCAAUCGUCAGUUCACCCAAACGUGUCAUCUAGUUGACCACGUCAAGACUCACACCAGAGACAAACUCUUUGUUUGUGAUCAUUGCAAACAACGCUUUACACAAAAAUCAAAUCUGAUUGCACAUCUCCGAACUCACACAGGGGAGAAGCCAUUCUCGUGUAAUCAUUGCUCACAAAAAUUUCGUUUUAAAUCUUCUUUAAUAUUUACAUAUUCGACUAGCGAUAAAUUGAAAGUUUUGGUUUUAAUGCUCUUAUCAUAUUUUAUAGGUUUAAACUAUCAGAAGUCAAGAAAUGGGAAGUAUCAAUGUGGCAGUUGCGAGAAAGAAUUCCUUUCGAAGAAAGGAUUAAAAUAUCAUCGAAGGAUUCACACUGGAGAGAAACUCUUUGUCUGUAAUCAUUGCAAACAACGUUUUACACAAAAAGGAAAUCUGACUGUACAUCUCCGAACUCACACGGGAGAGAAGCCAUUCUCUUGCGACUUUUGCAAUCGAAGUUUUUCGCAAAAACAUCAUCUGACAGAACAUUUUCGUCUUCACAGCGGAGAGAAACCAUUCUCGUGCAAUCAUUGCUCACAAAAAUUUCAUUUAAAAUUUGCUUUGAAGUAUCAUAUUAUUAAACAUCAUAAUAUUAAAGAAUAAUGAAUUUUAUGGAAAUGAUUUUAGUACAUUUCUUCGAAAAAUAUGUAAUACUCGUAUUUUAGAUCUUAUUGAACAUGAAACACAAAAUUUAUAAAACGUUUACAAUCGUUCUAUAAUCGAACCAAUAUGUAAUAACAAAUUCGAAUUUAAAAUGGUUCGAACAUUUUUAAAAUCGAAAUAGAUAAAAAUAUUUAUAACAAUGUCUGAAAUGUUAUUAAUUUAAUACACUUAAGUACUCAAUGAAGACUAUAUCCUCCCCCUCUUCCCACGCGGGGAAAUUUUGAAAAAUCCCUUCUUAGUGUCCAUUUCCAUGACGUAUUCUAACUGUCUACCAAAUUUCACCUUUUUAGGUUAAGCGGUUU